Messenger RNA from Lycium barbarum (goji berry), 556 nucleotides. RefSeq lists its product as uncharacterized. Gene Ontology annotation, molecular function: zinc ion binding. The transcript is spliced from 2 exons. Lineage: Eukaryota; Viridiplantae; Streptophyta; Magnoliopsida; Solanales; Solanaceae. The record is from RefSeq and is a predicted model, not a curated record. Bases 38 to 463 code for a protein of 141 amino acids.
AUUUUAAUGUCUUUCUUCAAUUUUAAGGGUUUAGGACAUGUCGGAGGGUAGUAUUUCGUCUUCUAGGACUUGCCAUUGUGGGUUGGCUCCUCGACAAUUCACUUCAAGAACACCUGCAAAUCCCGGAAGGAAAUUUUCCAAGUGUGCUAACCGUGAUAAAUCAUGCGGUUAUUGGAAAUGGGAUGAUGAAGAUUUUUCCGAUGGUGCGAUUAUUGCAAUUAACCAACUACGGUUAGAAUUGGAAGCGGCAAAAGGAUCGAUCAAUGUUUUGAAUAUGACGUUGGAUCAACUGAAGAUCGAAAGGGAUGGAUUGAAGGAGAAAGUGGAAGCUUGGGAGGCCAUGAAAAACUUUGAAGCUAAUAAAGCUAUGAAGUUGGAAGAGAAGGUGUUGAAGUUGAAGAUGGGUAUUAUAAUGUUAUGUGCGUUAAUUGUUGGAUUUGAAUUUGCGGUGAUGACAAAAUGAAACUCAUUAUUGUGUUUGUAUUUUAGUUUGACGGUAUAUUAAUAAUGUUUAGUGUGAUUAAAUUGAAGUAUAGUUUUGAAUGUGAAAUGUGCA